CAUUGCUUUGGAAUGCCAGCAAUUCAUAAGCAGCCAGAAGGAUCAGCAAAAAAAACAGAGUACACUCAAUGCCUUGUGCCCCAGACUGAAGGAUCUGUGGAUUCUUAAUGCCACAGUCCCCAGACUCCAAAAAAUAAUGAGAUGUGGCUCUGACCAGUGGCCCUGUGUCAGGAGUGUAUUCAUAUACUUUGAGAAAUACGACAUUUCCAAUGUUUUGGAUAUCAUCGACAGCAAUGAAUAUAUGCAAGCUACAUCUGCAUUUGCAGAAUACAUGGUCAAGGCAAUUCCCAAUGUCAAUAAAUUGGACAUGCAGUUCUCUAAUGACAGUGACAAGCAUAUAGAGCAAUUUUGCAGCAUUAUUUCCAACAGCUAUGCUCACCGGCUAAUAAGCUACAGUUGCACUGUUCCAGUUGUAUGGACAGCCAAUGCAUUUUCACCUGAGCUUAGGAACCUGAGUGUUAAUUUGGGUGUAAAUAGAAAACAGGCCCUGCCAAAAAUCAAUGCAGCAAAUAUUGAGUCAAUUGAACUGAAUGGGGAUAUUAGUGGGGUUUCAUGGAAGAGCUUUACAAGCAAUAGUGGUGAUUCAGCAAGUAUUACUUUCAGCAACUUGAAAAAAUUGAGUGUGCACCACUCCAACAUAGAAGAUGAACCCAUGCUAGCAGACAAAAAUGAUUCUGAAACAAGCAAUAAAGAAUAUUUUGCACUGUGCAUGCCCAAACUAAAUGACAUUACUCUUCAUGGAAUUGGUAACAACUUUGGGCUUUUGAAUGCUUCUAUCGAGUUCAGGCACUUGAAGAAUGCAUAUAUUUGUGGAUCGCACAGCAUGCUUAAUUUAUUGGGCAAUACAAGGAAGGCGUGUAUUGACGGAUGCAUGGUUGAUAUAAGGCUAGAUUCUGAUGCUGAUUUGGACGCGUUUUAUGAGGCAACAAACGCAUUUUUUGGAAGCUCAACCAAAAUAAGCCAUGCAGAUCUGAGCCUCUCUAUAAAGAUGGGCAUAAACAUAUGUUCACAUAAUUGUGAUCAUCAGCACAUUAUAUGGAGUGGCAUUCAUAUGUUUAGAGCAUACAAUUCGUUUAAGCUUGGUGCAGUUGUGGAUAUACUGACUAGAGUGCCCAAACUGACCAAGUUGGAAGUGCCUGCUAUUUUGUAUGAUGAGACCUUUGAGCUCAGACUUGACCAAGUCAAACCAAUAUCUACCAACAUCAACGAGUUAUACUUGCAUACCUCAAUCGAUGGUAAUCGCAAAGGAGCAGAAUUUGAUAGUAUCAAAUACUUGAUAUUGGCUGCUCCAUCAUUAAAGAAAUUCAAGAUUUCAAUGGAUGAGGACUUUGAUCACAUGUCAUUUGUCGAGGAGUACAAGGACUUGCAUCCACAUGUGGCAAACAUUACUUGGAGGUAAUUGUAGAAAUACAAUAAUUAACAAAUAAG
This is a messenger RNA of Kickxella alabastrina, 1428 nucleotides long. RefSeq lists its product as uncharacterized. Bases 137 to 1399 code for a protein of 420 amino acids. The record is from RefSeq and is a predicted model, not a curated record. NCBI's taxonomy places the organism in Eukaryota, Fungi, Kickxellomycota, Kickxellomycetes, Kickxellales, Kickxellaceae. The transcript has a single exon.